AUGCGUUUCAUCGGCGAUGAUCUGGUCAUUGACCGCAAUGACAAAUCUCCUCUUCAGGUCCUUUGCGCUGGGCUCCCUCGUUGCGCAACAAGCUCCAUACAAGCGGCUCUAGAGUCUCAAUUUGUUGGACUCCAACCAUGUAUGCACAUGGCAUACGUUAUACCACACGCCGAUCGCAGCGACGUCCUUCUUGAGGCCAUAACAGAACGCGAUACUGAGAAGCGCCACAAGUUCCUGUACAAGAUAUUCGAUGGAUUCCAGGCCACCGCUGAUUUUCCGGGGUGUGCCUUCAUCGACGACCUAAUGGACAUGUAUCCUGACGCCAAAAUUGUCCUCAACAAACGCCCUGGCGGCGGUGAAAGUUGGGCUAAAUCGAUCGCGAUUCUUUCUUGGGCAGCCACAUCCACAUACUAUUUUAUUACCUUUCUCUGGAAAACUGACCGCAAUUUGCACAACCUGUGGAUAACUUAUAUGGAAAUCAGCCGGGAAAAAUUCGGCAUCACUCAGGAGGAACUAUUCACAGCAAAACAUUACGAGAUUCACAAUGCGUGGGUCCACGCUGAAGCUGCAAAACGCGGGCGAGAGGUUUUGGAAUACGAACCUUCUGAUGGCUGGGAGCCUAUUUGUGGCUUGGUUGGAAAUGAUGCGCCAAAGGAGGAACCGUUUCCUCAUCGGAAUGAUGCCUCUGAAAUCCGUACAUUAACGAAAGUUUUGUACGUCCGUGGGGUCGUUUCUUGGCUGGCACUGGCUGGUGUAACUUAUGGCGCAGUCAGAUGGCUUGGUAUAGCCAAGUGA
Penicillium angulare is the source of this 795-nucleotide messenger RNA. RefSeq names its product sulfotransferase family protein. The transcript has a single exon. Bases 1 to 795 code for a protein of 264 amino acids. NCBI's taxonomy places the organism in Eukaryota, Fungi, Ascomycota, Eurotiomycetes, Eurotiales, Aspergillaceae. The record is from RefSeq and is a predicted model, not a curated record.